AUGGUCUUUUAUCUAUCUAUCUAUCUAUCUAUCUAUCUAUCUAUCUAUCUUAGUCUGUUCAUAUCUAUCUGUAACAGAUUGUCUUUUAUCUAUCUAUCUAUCUAUCUAUCUAUCUAUCUAUCUAUCUAUCUUAGUCUGUUCAUAUCUAUCUGUAACAGAUCGUCUUUUAUCUAUCUAUCUAUAUAUCUAUCUAUCUUAGUCUGUUCAUAUCUAUCUAUAACAGCUGGUCUUUUAUCUAUCUAUCUAUCUAUCUAUCUAUCUAUCUAUCUAUCUAUCUAUCUAUCUUAUUCUAUUGUCUUUUAUCUGUUAUCUAUCUAUCUAUCUAUCUUUAACUGUAACAGAUUGUCUUUUAUCUAUCUAUCUAUCUAUCUAUCUAUCUAUCUAUCUAUCUAUUUAUCUUAUCUAUCUAUCUAUCUAUCAGAUCGUCUUUUAUCUAUCUAUCUAUCUAUCUAUCUAUCUAUCUAUCAUCUAUGGUCUUUUCAUCUAUCUAUAACUAUCUUUUAUCUAUCUAUCUAUCUAUCUAUCUAUCUAUCUAUCUAUCUAUCUAUCUUAGUCUGUUCAUAUCUAUCUGUAACAGAUCGUCUUUUAUCUAUCUAUCUAUCUAUCUAUCUAUCUAUCUAUCUAUCUAUCUUAGUCUGUUCAUAUCUAUCUAUAACAGCUGGUCUUUUAUCUAUCUAUCUAUCUAUCUAUCUAUCUAUUCGAAUCCUUAUUUAUUUAUUAUACGGGAAUAUCUCUCUCUAUUUAACUUUAUAUCUAACACCUUUUCUCUCUUUCUCUCAGUCUGUCUGUCUGUAUCUAUCUAUCUAUCUAUCUAUCUAUCUAUCUAUCUAUCUAUCUAUCUAUCUAUCCACAUCAAUGAACAUUCAUAAUGGACAAAAGGCAUUCACUUGUGCUCAACUAAAUAUUUCGCACGGAAUAGAUGUAUAUCUGUCUAUCUAUCUCGUCAAUUCAUACUUCUAUCUAUCUAUCUAUCUAUAG
This is a messenger RNA of Acanthosepion pharaonis, 978 nucleotides long. The record is from the annotation of a GenBank genome assembly. NCBI's taxonomy places the organism in Eukaryota, Metazoa, Mollusca, Cephalopoda, Sepiida, Sepiidae.